AUGACCCAUGUUACAUCAGUUGAUUUUAAAAACACCGCAUUGCUUAUUGCACUUGUUUUAGUUCCUAUCGUCGUUCUAUUCUGCACAGUUGCUGUGGUUCUUGUGUGCUCUGAAUAUUGGACUUGCAGAGUUACCCGUCCAUCUUGGCUUCCAUCGUGGUGCCGAAGGCGUGAUCGUCGAAAGAAGAAGAGAGUGCGAUCUGAUCUAGAAAGCUCGGCCGGAAUUCGAGACACUGAAAGCUCCGAGACACCGCUUGAAUACGAGAUUCCCGUUAGCGGCUUAGAACAUGUCUAG
Molecule: messenger RNA, 294 nt
Organism: Penicillium malachiteum
Lineage: Eukaryota; Fungi; Ascomycota; Eurotiomycetes; Eurotiales; Aspergillaceae
Exons: 1
Coding region: 1-294 (97 amino acids)
Source: RefSeq, a predicted model, not a curated record